Messenger RNA from Seminavis robusta, 7621 nucleotides. NCBI's taxonomy places the organism in Eukaryota, Bacillariophyta, Bacillariophyceae, Naviculales, Naviculaceae. The record is from the annotation of a GenBank genome assembly.
CUUCGCUUUCUCACAACAAUUGGGACGGCAACCACAAGAGACGAGACAAGUAAGUCCACCCACCAACCUCUCGUUCACACAAGCACUAGCCAAGUCCUCCCGCCAACUACUGUACGGUAGAGAACCUACUGUGAAUCAAGCGAAAGAAUAAUAUCUGGUCGUAUGCCUUUGCGUGCCGAUGCUGCAGCCUUUGUUCCGUCGUUCCCGACCUCGUCAGUUCCGGACAGCUCUAUCUCUAGCCGUCCCACCGACAACCAUGAAUCUCCAUCCUUGUCCAACCAGAGCACAAAGCAGAAGGAAAGGAGGAAUAAAAAGAAGAAGAAGAACAUCACGGAUGGGGCUGUGAAGAAUCCUCAUGCACCCUCCUCAGUGGGGACAAGCAACGACCAAGAAGAGCCGCUCAGGACUGAUCCAAAGUACCAAGAGAAACCCAACCAUCAGAGACAGCCCAAGAAGAAGAAGAACCACAACCUGAACCAGAAGAAACCAGAAGGCGGUCCACAAAAGACAACUGGGAAACGCAACAACCAAAAACAAAGGAAGAAACGGGCACAAAAGAAGAAGGACCUGCAGAAAUCCAAUGAACAAGAACAAACAGUUGACAUCCAGUCCACCAAUGUUGCCGAUGACAAUGUUGUCGAUGAUUCUUUGGCUCUGGAUCAAUUUCCAUCGUUAGGUAGUGCUCCUGAUGAUCACGAGCUUGGCACAGCAGCAGAAGAACCGAGUGGGCAUGCCUGGGCCAAUGUGGCGGCAGUGGUUCCCAAGGAUUUGGAGGACACCACUACUGAAGAGGAACAUUCCAUCGUUGUCCCCAGUAUCAGUGGGGGCAUUCGCCUCACUCUUUUGAAACCGACCAGCCAUACUUUAGCGGCGGAUCAUCCGUCAUGCUUGGAUGAUGAAAACAAUAAGGAGCGACCAUCAUCACUCUUGGAAGAUUCCGGCAACGACGAAAAACCAAAGCCUCCUUUGGGAGACGUACCCGUGACACCGCCCAAGAGACCACGGGUUGCCAUUGCAAAGCUGCGAGAUCGGUGGUGGGACCUGCUCCGAAAACAGCAGCAACGAGAAAACCAGGCACCAAAAGAAGAAGCCAAAGAACCCAUUGCAAAACACCACGACAAAGAAAAGGUCGAGGUUACAACACCCUUUGCUGCUGCCGAGGAAUAUGUGGAGCUGUCAUCCCUGCAAUUCUACAAUGGGAAGGUGGCUCACAGUGGUGACCACAACAGCAACCAAAACGCAGUCCAUCAGCAGCAGCCAGAUUCGCAAUCUACUAUAGACAUGAAUCGCCUGCAAAAGUACCUCGAAUGCUCCCAUCCAUUGCAUUAUGCCAUUGUCGAACGGGACAGAGAAGCGGUGCAAGCUUUGACAACAGUAGUUUCGCCGCCCCCACGAGCAGUCGAAUCGGCGGACUCUGGAAGAACCAAACUAUUAGUAUUAGGGAAAAGCAUUACCGAUUUAUCGCCCUUGCAAUUGGCCGUCAAAUUGGACACACCCGAUCUGCUCCAUCGAUUGCUUCGCACCAUGGCCACCCAAAAAGACCAUGCCCGCAGAUACAACCAUACUACUGUGGAAUCUGCGUUCCCGAUGGAUCGGGGAGCGUGCGAAUUUCCGACCCCACUAAUGAUGGCAGCCGAGCUGGGACACGAAAGCUGCGCUCAAAUCCUACUGUCGUCGUCGUCGUCCAGUGGUGAAGCGCUUGUUUCCACAAGAGAUGAAACGGGCAACAAUGCGCUCCACUACUGUUGUCGUGGGAGUGCCUCGUCGCCGACGCUGUUACAGAGUUUGCUGGAGGUUGUGGUCAAUGCGGGAGGCACACUCCCAUUCAAAGUGUUGAUGUGUAAAAACAACACGCUCGGACAGACUCCGUUACAUGUCGCUUGUCAAGAGGGACGAGCCGAAUUGGUGGAAAUAUUCUUGGCCGUAUGCGGGAGCAGCUCGUGCUUUUCCAUAUUUGUCAAGAUUCUUGCCAUGCAAGACAAACAAGGCCAAACGCCACUGUUGGCGGCGAUUGCGUCCGGGUCGACGGACUUGGUCAUGACGCUGCUCAUGUGGCGUGGCAAUCACCACCAUCAUCACAUGGGCACCAAGCAACGACAAAAAGCGUCGACGGUACAGCAGCAACAACAACAGCAGCAGCAAACGACGAUAACCGGCAAGGACAUUUGUCCUUUGGUGUGGGCAGUCACGAAAGCACCCGCAAUCCAUUCAGCAGAUAUGGUUCGUCUCCUGUUGGAAUUUCAUACACCGGCAUUCUUGACUACUUCUAGCCGAUCUCCUUCUUCUUCCACCGAAGAGAACCAUGGAUACGACCUGACGCAAGCUCUUUGGCAGGCGGUUCUACGGUCGUCGACUCAUAAUCAAUCGUCAAAGCAGCAAGCUGCAGAAGAGCAACUUGGCGAAGAAGAGCUGCUCGAGAUCCUGCAUGCUCUAGUGGAAGCAGGAGCAAAUCCAUGCGAAGUCCGAGAACAAAAGAAAACAUCGAUACCAGAACAGAUGAAACGAUGGACCGACCCCAAGCAUCAACACGCCAAGAGACAAACCGACAUUUCAAGUGAUAGUGCUCAGCAGCAAUCCGCAAACAACAACAAUUGUGGUAGCAGUGAUGUGUUGGCGAGAGCUUCGGGGACUACGGUCUUGACUUUGGCCGCUGCCCUGGGCCAUGUUCCUACGCUCACAGCGCUACUGGAUAGCCUGAUUGCAUAUCGCAAGAAGAUCAAAACGUCCAGGCGGCGAGAUCCAACGCUUCGGAAGCAACCCGAAUCCUUCUUCCGAGGGCUGGAAAGAAUUGAGGAAACUGAACUUCGUACGGCACUCUCCGACAGCUUGGUAACGUCUCUUUAUCUUGGUUACGCCGAUGACUCUGAUGGCAAUGAUGGUAAGAUCGGAACAAGCGACGAGUACCUUGCUUGCAGUCUCGUCCUCUUCCGCAAGGGGGCUCGUCUGGAUUCGGCUUGCCUGGCUCGACUAAAGGCUAGUCUCGGUACUCCGAUACUAAGGAGAGUGGACGAAGUAAUAUCCGGGAACGAUGGAGUUUCCUCGGCGGCGAUCUGGAGGCCUUUGGCCAGCCACUACUACAACUUUCGAUCUGGAUACCGUCGGGAGAACGUUAUGCUGUCCCGGCCUGACAACGGUGAUUCCCAAGAUGUCAACUUGUCCAUGGAGGACAGAAGCCAGCUGAUGUACCGUCUUCCAUGGUUCAGGAAGAUGCUUUUGGCAUCCCACGGCUCACAUUGCGAAUGGAUUGAUCCUCGUUCCAUUCCACCAGAAAGAAAGAACCGAGACAAAGAAGUAGGCUUCCACGAAGCAAUUCAAGCUGACCGUGUGGUCCUUGUUACAGAAAACGGAGACGGUGAGAUUGGGGUGCAUGGUUUGGUUGUGUCGCAGCAAAGCGCUAAGCUGGCGGCAGCAAUUCGUUUUGCAAGGACAAGCAGCAAUUCGUUUCCUAACGUUGGGGAACAGCAACCAAAGCUUAUAGAAGUUGAUUUGCAAUCAACGCCCACGAAACUGGUCCUACUGAUGCUGCAACACUUGUACCAUGGAUCCAUUGUCUGUGGGUUGCCUUCUGAUGAUGAGCAAUGUCGAGAGACUCUGCUGGAUCUUUUGCUUUUGUCGGAGGAGUAUCUUUGUCCUUCCUUUGCUCAGGAAUGUGAAAUGAGGCUACUAUCGCAGGACCCCCGGAAAUGCUUUUGUUGGUCGUGCAAUCGAGCCACCACGCUCAAAGCGACAAGAAGCUCAACCGGUGGGUAUGGAGGGGAUGACGAAGAAGUCGUUUACGCUGUUGACGGUCCCUCCAAGUUGAUUACUCCCGAAUCCGUCCUCGAUGUGAUCGCUGUGGCUCAGCACUUGGAGGAAUCUAACAUGGGCAUCCCGAAAGAUGAGGGAUACAGGAUGGACUUUUCGAUUCGCCUGUCGACCUUUCCGACAACAAGUAAUGCACAAACCAACGCAUCGAGCGCUAGCGAAUGGAUGCCACUCUCAUCCCAAAAGCCCCUGGCAGCAUUACAUGAAGUGGCAAUGAACGUUCUGCUUUACAACUUUGCGAAUGUCUUGAAAAGUGAAGCAUUCGCUGCACAGCUUCAAGACUCUCUUGCGGGAAGCUGCACAUCGCAGAAUGAAGCACCCGCCCUGUUGCUUCGAAUGUGCCUGGACGAACUUGUUGCAGCCUCUGACUUCAGAGAUGCAUGGGACCUAACGUCCCUGAACAAGAAAACCCUCAUGGCUUCCACCAAAACUGCGGGAUCGCAUGGUUCGUGAGCUUUUUUGCGCCUGAAUCUAUGCACAGCUACAACUAAUCGACAAGAAAGGCAGCAACAUCAAGCUUGCAAGGGAAGGAGAUUCGAGACAAAAAUAGCUUUUCUCAUUCAAUAGCCUAGCAAGUUUGGUUUAGGAUUAGGAGGGUUAGGUUUGAAAUGUUCAAAAUUCUAACUUGUUCCCCGCUCGUGAUCGGAGCUUGUUCAUGACGGGCAUGGAUCCGGCCGAGCUAGAAGCGACCGAUUGCUGUUCGUGAUGGUAGCGCCACCAGGAAACAUCCAUCGUGUCAAGGUCACCCAACACAGGUGCGGGGCGAGCGUCCAACCGUGACAAGGAACGGUUAGAGUACCUGGAUAUGCGACGUUGUCUGGAAGAAGAAGAAGACAUGGGGCGACGGGAUUUGCUGCUAACAGAAGAGCUGGCUCUGCUGCUGGAUGGGCUGGGUUUGCUGGAGGGCGAUGCAAAGCUGGUUGAUCCGGGAGAUGAUGCAGCCUUCAAGAGUGCAUCAUCUCCUCGUGGUGAUCUCCCCUUGACCUGCUUGCCUCCUCGUGAUGCCGCCACGACACUGGCGUCAUUCUCGCUCUUGGUGCCAGCUACAUGAACCAACUUGGACCUUGCCGCCUUGAGACGCCUCGAACUCAGUCGCUUCCCAGGGAUCGACAUGAUGAUGUGACGUUCCAGCGAAUCGCGUCGUUUGACACGUCUUCGACCGGAUCCGUCCUGAAGGAGGCCAUUGCUGCGUCGACUGCUGUGCGACCCUCCACUCUCAUCCACCAUGCGGGACGACGAGGCACUGCCAUCCUGCAUUGUCGCUGGAUCCUUGUGGCUGGCACGAUUUUUCUUACUACUUGUGGGCUUUUGUGAUCCUCCACUUUCGUCCACCAUGCGGGACGAAGAGGCACUGCCAUCUUGCAUUGUCGCUGGAUCCUUGUGGCUGGCACGACUUUUCCUACUACUCGUGGGCUUUUGCGAGCCUCCACUCUCAUCCACCAUGCGGGACGAAGAAGCACUUCCAUCCUGCAUCGUGGUUGGAUCCUUGUGGCUGGACCGACUUUUCCUACUACCAGUGGGCUUUUGGGAUGUGGAUUUGGAAGAAGACGAUGGACGCGACACAGACUCGGACCGUUUCUUGGAACGGCUGCUUUUCCGUGGACCAGCAUCGGCACUCUUGCUGCGACGAGGCUUUGUCGUCGUCGUACCGGUAGUAGUAUGAGACGAACGACUACUCUUCUUGGUGCGGCUGCUGGAUGCUGUCUUGGCGGAACUGGCCGAUCGGCUCUUGCUUUUGCUCUUUUCCAUAGGCGAAGGGCCCAGAGAGGGUUUCUUCUCGGCGACGCGGCCGCCCACCAUCUUGAGCUCUUGUUGAUCCCUUUUUGCUUGCUGCGAUUCAAUGGCUUCAAUCCGUUUCAAGAGUUCUGCCAACGAUCCUUCAAUGUCCCAAUUCGCCGUCGUCGUCGCCUUUUCUGCGGAUUCUUCUUCCAUGGCAUGGAUGCGUUCUCCCAAGUCGGCCCAGUACCGUUUCAGUUGGCUGACAUCGUCGUCCACUCGUUCCACGUUUUCUCCCACCGAUGCCAGUGCCACCGUGUUGGUUGCACUAGUGGUUGGCCCCAAGAGCGGGUACUUCAAGGUGAUAUCAUGAUGAUGAUAGGUCGUUUCCGUCUCUUCUUCGGAUAAAAUGUCAUCGUCUUCUUCUGAACAGGCCUCAUCAAAUACGUAGCUUGCAAUGGUUGUGGAAGUAACAGUGUUGGGGGUGGUGGGCAAGGACAUGAGGGAUGGCAAGGACGGAUGAGCCGAGGGUGUUGCCACAGAGUUGUGGUGGCUACUACUAGUGCCUAAUAAUAUGCUGCGAUUGGAAGGUUCCCUGGUUGGCUUUAUCAAGGGGGACGACGAGUGCAUGCUCUGAUUCUGUCGCAGUGUCAGAGCCUUUUGGUCAAUGUCAGGGAUGACGGUUGUGGGGUGAUCAACGGUACUACUACUAGCUCUGGAGUGACCACUCGGGCAGAGGUUGGGAUUGGAUGGUUCCCGGAAUGGCUGGAGGGGAGAUGUCAUGCUGGAAUGUAGAAACUCUUGGCCUUGACGAUUUCGAAAGGUCUGUUCUUUUUGGUGAGGAUCAGGAAUGGUUGUCGGAUGGACCUGAUCUUCCAACAACACGGUCGCUCUGGAGUGUCCACUGGGACACAGAUUUGGAUUGGAUAAUUCCCUUUGCGGUGGAAUGGGAGACGAAAUCAGACUGGAGUGGAGCGCCUCGUGUCCUUCCAAGUUCAUGAGAGUCUGUAUCUUUUGAUCCAGGGAGGGAAUAUUGGCCCGAUCCUUCUUCGUUUUCUUCUUCAGGACAGGGGUUGUCCUGCUAUAGCAAAGAUCCGAACAGGAUUCGGAUCUCGUUGGUUGAUGUUGUCCACCUCUAUUAUAGCGAUCCAACAAGUUCAGAGCUCUCAUACUCAGUUCUUGGCUCACAGUUGGCCUGAUUGCAGGGGCGCUAGCAGUCGAACGUCGACUGCUUCCUCUUGCCUCAUGAGCUGCCACUAGACCGGCCCUCCUUCGGGAGAGGGCAUUGGAAUUACUUGUACUUGUAGAUUUGGUAUUGGACGAAUUCAUCUUUGCCUUGGCCAUCAAUAUAUAAUCAACCUGGAAUGGACGAUGUGUGUAAACUGAGGAGAAAGAGAGAAAGAUGAUGGUAAAAGCCCUCCAAGAUGUGCAAGUGGAAGAAUCGAAUCGAAUCGAAUCUGUGAGAUGUGAGAUAGAUGCCUUUCUCAUGGCAAUAGAACCUGUAACAGCUCCAGUAACAUCAACUUGUUACGAAAGCACGAAAUUGGUAGAAAUUGCGACUCAGUCUUGGUUGCUACCCCUCCUAUGAAGUCACUUUGACAUUUUUGGUUGUUAAUGUCGGAUCUUGAGCACUGCCAUUGAACUAUUCUGCGUUCCAUAUGAGUACUGAUUAAUCUAUAGUGGCAACAUUGGGACAGUCAAAGGGGAUUGAACAAGAGCGUUGUGUUAAAUGAAAGACAUACUGGAUCAGAAAUCUAUUUCCCUAAUGGCAAGCAGAUGGACGUGCAUCCUAAAUCAGUGUCUUGGUCACUUUUUGCCUCGGGUUCUUCCUUUCAGCAGUGUCUACCUGGUACCGUAGCCUGCCAUGCCUCUUGUAGAAUCUGAUAUUGCUUUGGUACCUGUACCACUGCAAACUGCAGUUCUUUUUCAGUUUUCGAAUGCUGCAGAGGAAAGUUGGGAGGAAGCUGCUGGUUAGGGUCGCCUUUCUCUUGGUAGCAGAGGUGCUUUUAUUGUGGGUGCUGCCUUAAUGGUGCCGUCUCCUCAUCCCUGAAUGUCAGUUGCCGACCUGAUCACCUAAAACACUCGAAACUCGGAUACUGUA